Sphaeroforma arctica JP610 is the source of this 897-nucleotide messenger RNA. RefSeq lists its product as hypothetical. Gene Ontology annotation, molecular function: small GTPase binding; guanyl-nucleotide exchange factor activity. Gene Ontology annotation, biological process: vesicle-mediated transport. The transcript has 6 exons. Gene Ontology annotation, cellular component: cytosol; endocytic vesicle. The coding region runs from base 102 to 833 and encodes 243 amino acids. The record is from RefSeq and is a predicted model, not a curated record. NCBI's taxonomy places the organism in Eukaryota, Ichthyosporea, Ichthyophonida.
CGGAAAAAUUGACUCUUAAAUCACACCUGAAUGCAGCGUAUAAUUUUCCUACUCGCUCUGUACUUAGAUCAGUGGAGCAGCCGGCAAGUGCAGAUGAUCUGAUGCCUAUACUCAUAUACGUGAUAUUGGUGACUAACCCUAUGAAUUUCAAGAGUAAUUUAAUGUACAUCGAGAGGUUCCGCAACCCGAGGAUGCUAGUAUCAGAGCAGGCAUACUAUUAUACAACUAUGGUCAGCGCGGUGGAAUUCGUAUCAAAUUUAGAUGAGAAGACCUUAAAUAUCGAUCCCGACGACUUUGAAAGACAAGUGGACGAGGGUGAAGCGAAAUGGAAUAUGUCGCUUAGGCCGAGAAAUGUAUCAAAUACGGAUGCGAAUAAUAAGGAUGCAGCGUCGGCCAAGAGCUCGUCAGGGUCGUGGCGGUUGGGUCGACGGACGCUUCUAUCGAGUUUACAGUCCUAUGUCUCAGAAGUACCGAACAUUCUGAAUCGGGGGAGCGGGAGCGGUACAACCCGAGUGGACCAACCAGACAGCAAGGAGAUCACCACCCCGGAACCCAAAGCAAGUGCGAGUCGAUCGAAUACAUCUCCUUUGCCCGUGAAUAUAGCUUCAGAGGCGCAGAACAAUGGCGCUACGACGGAGCAGGGUCUUGAUCGAGACGCGGUGAUACAGUACAUGAAGAGUUUAGCAACCAAUUACAGUGGUACCGAUCCUCGACUGAGGGUCUUAAAUGUCGAGGAUCUCGACUUUGAGAACGUACCUCUGCUUCUGCGAGAAUAUCAACGCAUGGCGGGACUCAUGGACCAUAUGAUGGAACUAAUUCACGAUAUGCCAUAAAUUAGUGCGAUCCGGUACAGCAGGCCUCAACAUUGGCCAUUCGAUUCAGUUUCAGCGAAAUGGU